Molecule: messenger RNA, 2143 nt
Organism: Cuscuta epithymum
Lineage: Eukaryota; Viridiplantae; Streptophyta; Magnoliopsida; Solanales; Convolvulaceae
Source: the annotation of a GenBank genome assembly
UUAUGAUCUUGUUUUGUCACACUUUUAAUACUUUAUUUCUCAUUUUUAAAUAAAAAGGAAUGCUCUUUAUCAUUUUGGACAUUUUAAGGUAUUGCACUUGUUUUGGUAUAUUUUUGAGUUUCAGGAUAAUUCGGGACGAAUAUUAAUUUCUGAAAAGAAAUAAAUAUUACUCCCGAAUGAAGACGGAAAAAUCAUCAAAGUGAAGUGGGUUCUUACUUUAACUCCGGAAUAUUUUAUCAAGAGUCCCGAAAUACAUUUUAGAAUAAGUCAGACUGUCCGCAAUAAAACGUACCGGUUAAUUGCUGACCAGUUAACUGAUCAAACAAUUAACCGGUCAAAUAAUGCAAGUGGCGGAUACAAGCCAAAACUUUGGCUGACAGGUACUAUUCACUCCUUAUUAUGAGUGAAACUCCAUACGUAGGAAGCUCCCAAGAAUGAAAAGAAAUAAAUACAUUGCAUUAUGAGAGGGACCCAUUCAAUAGUGAUGACUUUAGUUUCUUCCACACAAUUGAAGCUCUACACACGUAUCAUCUUCACCAUUCAGCAACAAACCAAAAGAAGCUCAAUCAAAGUUCAUGACAGGCGCCGCAGAAGAAGAAAAAUGAGUCCAGAGCACUAUUCUUCAAUAGGAACUCAAUUCCAUCACCAUCUUCAUCAUAUGACUUUUGUGCUCCAAGCUAUUCUGAAGUUGCCUAUAUAAAGAGCCAUUUGGGAGCUGCGAAAACACACCAAUUCAGAGAGGAAUCAUCCUCUUCUUUCUUUAGCUUUGUUCAUAGUAGUAGCAAUAAAAUAAAAGUGAUUCUGCCAAGAACACUUUCUGUAUAGAUUUCAGUUUGUAAUUCUCAGUUCCAAAAUAUUAGCUUGUGAUAUUUGGUAUUAAAGUUCAUUUGCAAUUAUCAGUUCGUUCGAUCAGUUCCAGAUUAAUACAAGGACUUCAGCUUUUCUGUUCCAGUUCAUCUAUGUUCUUCAUUAUUUAUGCCUUCAGGCACUGAUGAUGAGUUCCUUGUGAAUGCGACUUUGGUACGGAGUGAUCCUGAAGCGGGGAGGAGCAUGGUGCAACUUGCCGGAAUAUUGUGCAACUGCAUAUGCUCACACUAGAAAUCUUACCCUAGAUCCCAAGCCGUACUCCUUUAAAGACAUCCUGAGCAAAAAAAAAAAGAGGAGAAUCCAGGGCACCAAGAUCUAUUUCAGAGGCGCACGCAUAUACAAAACAGUAAUGCAUGAGUUGCUUUACAAGUUGGGAAUGACAACGGCGAAAAAUGCUCUCUUAGUAGGCGGUUCAGCGGGAGGAGUGGCGGUGACGCUACAUUGUGAUGGAUUUCAUGAUCUUUUACCGCACGCUACCAGAGUAAAAUGUUUGUCUGAUGCUGGAUACUUUUUUCCUUCGAAAAAGUAUGGGCAUGGAGAAAUAUUCACUCAAACUUUUCAAGGACUAAUGGCACAUGGGUCAAUUAAAGCCUUGCCCGAAGAAUGCACAUCCAGAAUGAGUCCAUAUCUGUGUUUCUUCCCUCAAAAUGUACAAGAACACAUCAAAACGCCCAUCUUCUUCCUGAUGUCCGCAUUUGAUACGGUUCAGGGAAUGAUACAAUAAAGAAGUGUCUCACUACUUCCCUGAAUUGCUCAACUGACAUUAUUAAAACAUUGCAAGAUCUAAGAUUGGAAUUUCUCAGCGUGUUGCCAAAACUAAGCAAUGCAUCAUCAAGAGGGAUUUUGAUUACCUCCCCUACAACUCACGAACAACUGUCCAAUUAUAGAUGGAACAACGAUAUGGUUGUAGACGGGAGUGACGAGAAAAUCUCUAAACUAUUUGGCGACUGGUACUUUGAGCGAAAAGCCGUUCAAAUUAUCGACAAAUAUGCAUGUCCUAUAAUUGUUCCGUAAGAAACAAUAACGGUAAUAAUGAUACGGUGCCAGCUGCUAUCUUCAACAAGGGAUUAAUUUUAUUGAUCCUUUUAUUGAAUUGGAUGGUUGUCUUGUUAUAAUAUGAUUAGUAUCGAUGAUAUGUUCUUAUCAUGUUAUGUACUUGAUACUUGUUCUGUUGUUAAUUAAUUGUUGGAAUAUUGUUUUGACAUACGUUUGCUAUCAUAUGACUGGCAAUUAAUAUAUUGCGUAAUGCUCUGUUAAUUAAAAUUGUAAAAAGUUG